Hyphopichia burtonii NRRL Y-1933 is the source of this 1104-nucleotide messenger RNA. RefSeq lists its product as uncharacterized. Gene Ontology annotation, cellular component: endoplasmic reticulum membrane; endoplasmic reticulum; COPII-coated ER to Golgi transport vesicle. The record is from RefSeq and is a predicted model, not a curated record. Gene Ontology annotation, biological process: endoplasmic reticulum to Golgi vesicle-mediated transport; retrograde vesicle-mediated transport, Golgi to endoplasmic reticulum. The transcript has a single exon. Bases 39 to 1073 code for a protein of 344 amino acids. Lineage: Eukaryota; Fungi; Ascomycota; Pichiomycetes; Serinales; Debaryomycetaceae.
GUCGAAUAGCAUUAACUUCUUGCUAAUAGUCAAUAAAGAUGGAUUCGUUCUCCAAGAAGGUUCGUACGUUCGAUGCGUUUCCUAAGAUUGAUUCGGAGCAUACUGUUCAAUCGAAGAGAGGAGGUCUCUCUACUCUUCUCACGGGAUUUUGUGCCUUGUUAAUUCUUUGGGUUGAAGUUGGUGGAUACUUGGGAGGAUACGUAGACCACCAAUUCAAGAUCGAUGACCAAGUGAAUACAGAUAUGUCAAUAAAUCUAGAUAUGCUUGUGGCCAUGCCAUGUGAGUUUUUGCAUACCAAUGUUAUGGAUAUCACCGAUGAUCGUUUUUUAGCAGCAGAGUUAUUGAAUUUCCAAGGUACUGAUUUCAUUUUACCAGAAGGAUUCCAAAUAAAUAAACACAAUGAUGCACAUGAUACUCCUGACCUUGAUGAAAUUAUGCAAGAAACACUCCGAGCAGAGUUUAGAGUUAGUGGUGCAAGAAUACACGAAGAUGCACCAGCCUGUCAUAUAUUUGGUUCGAUUCCAGUUAAUCAAGUCAGUGGUGAUUUUCGUAUUACCGGUAAAGGGUUUGGUUACAGAGACCGCCUGAUUGUUCCAUUCCAAGCAUUAAACUUUUCCCACGUAAUUAAGGAAUUUUCCUACGGUGAUUUCUAUCCAUUUAUAAACAACCCAUUGGAUUUCACUGGUAGAACUACCGAAGAAAAACUUCAAGCAUUUAAAUACUACUCAAAAGUUGUGCCUACGAUGUACGAAAGACUAGGUAUAGAAAUCGACACUAAUCAAUAUUCAUUAAGUGAACAACAUCGUGUUUACAAGACCGAUCCAAGAGGUAGACCUCAAGGUGUUCCAGGAAUUUAUUUCCAUUAUGAUUUUGAACCCGUCAAAUUGAUUAUCUCUGAAAAAAGAAUUCCGUUCCUUCAAUUUGUAGCUAGAUUGGGUACUAUUCUUGGAGGAAUAAUUAUUUUAGCGGGUUAUCUUUACAGAAUGAGUGAAAAAUUGAUCAAAAUCUUAUACGGGAAGAAAUACGCUGAGCGAGAUACUGAAAAGAAGAAAGGUGGUCUCUUAGAUAGUUAAUUGUAUCUAAUGUAUGUCUAUAUAUAUGUAU